Molecule: messenger RNA, 1713 nt
Organism: Paramecium primaurelia
Lineage: Eukaryota; Ciliophora; Oligohymenophorea; Peniculida; Parameciidae
Source: the annotation of a GenBank genome assembly
AUGGGAACCUCUCAAUCAUCAUUGAUGUUGGGUUAACCUCUCAAAUACACUAAAAUGGGAACUCAUUACCCAGGUAGUAUUUUAGAGAGAAAAAUAUUGUUAACAGAUGAACAAGUCAACACACUUACUAAUUUUAUUAGACUCAAAGAAAAGAUUAUGAGAUAACCAAUUUUUCUUAAAAUUCAUGCUAUACAGAAAGAUGACUCUAGUAUCUUUUGCAAUUCCAAUAACACAAUUAAAAUCUAUACAGAAUUUAGUGAGAUAGAUUUAUCAAAUGAAAUAAGAAGAAGACGUAUUGCCUCUUAAAAUUUUACUAACCAAGAACUUUUAUACAACUUAAAACAAUUAAUUGAAGCCAUGGCAAUUUAUUAAACGUACAAUAUUCAAUAUAAUUUAUCCUCUAACACAUUGCUUUUUGAUAAAAUGAUAAAAAUUAUGGAUCCAUAUAUAUUUGAUGUUAAAUCACCUCAAUUACCUCACUAUAAAGAUCAAUUAGGUUCUGUAUAUUCAUCAUGGCCGAUAGGAAUUAUAUUAUUAGAAAUGAUUACACUUAAUCUAAUGACAAACUUAGUUAAUAUAGAUGGAACUUUAAAUACUCAUCUUUUAAGUAAUUUAUUAGAAUAAAUCAAUGAACCAUUUUUAAAGUAAUGCUUAUUAUGCAUUUUUGGUGGAAUAUAAAGACCUAAUUAUAUUCAAUUAAGAGAUGAUUUAAAUGGAUAAAUUAUAAGAUUAAUGCCAACUUUCUAAUUGUAACCAGAAAAUAUAUAACAUCCAACUAAUUUCUCUAUUUAAGAAUAAUCAAAAUAUUAUGAAGCUAUAUCUCAAUAAUAAUUAAUAAUCAAAACAUAAUCUAACUAACCAAUUCCACUUAUUCCAUUAGCUUAAUCUAAUUUAGUUAUCAAUUUAAAUACUGUAUCUUAAAAAAAGGAGAAUAUAAUACCUAUAUCUACUAAUAGAUCUAAUAAUUAAAGUGUUUUACAAGAAAAAAUAGAAUAAAUCAGAGCCACUUAUUUUAAUCACAAAAAUUAAUAGUAACCAUCAUAAUUAUAUUUGUAUCGUAAAAGUCCUGAAAAAUAAUCAGAAACAUCAUCAACUGGAUCAGAAGAUUUGAAAUCUUAUUCUAAUGGUUUGUAAAUAGAUUUAUAAUCUGAUCCAUUUUGUAAAGAAAGAGAAUCAGAUAUCAAUACAUUAUCAAAAUAAUUUAAUUUCUAAAAUGAAGAAUAUAUUUGUGAAACUUAUCUAGAUGGCUCUAUUUAUGAAGGAUUUAAAAGGAAUUAAAAAAAAAAUGGAUAAGGAAGUAUUUAUUAUAGUGAUGGAGGUUUCUAUAUUGGAUAAUGGUAAAAUGAUGUUAUGAAUGGAUAUGGUUCAUUAUAUUAUCCUUCAGGUAAAUUAGCAUAUUAAGGAUGUUGGGUUAAUGGAAAGUUUUAAGGAAAGGGAAUGUUAUUCAAUGAAAAUCCUAAAGAUUGUCAAGAUAUCAAUUAUGAAGAUUUAACAACUAUUGGUGAUUGUUGGAUUAGUUAUUCAGGAGACUUUAUUUGUGAUUAGAAAUAAGGAAAAGGUGUAUUAAUUUUUACAAAUGGAGAUAGGUAUAUCUAUAUAAUUUAUUGUAGAUUUGAAGGACAAUUUAAAGAGAAUAUGAUUAAUGGACCUGGUACUUUUAAAUCAGGAAACAAAGUAAUUUCUAGUAUUUGGUCUAAAAAUUUGAUUUUGUGA